Molecule: messenger RNA, 1228 nt
Organism: Ichthyophthirius multifiliis
Lineage: Eukaryota; Ciliophora; Oligohymenophorea; Hymenostomatida
Product: regulator of chromosome condensation, putative
Exons: 5
Cellular component (GO): cytoplasm
Molecular function (GO): guanyl-nucleotide exchange factor activity
Source: RefSeq, a predicted model, not a curated record
GGAAUUUAUAUACUUGGGGAUUUUAUUCGAGUGGAACUGGAUUCCAAGAUCCUUCUAAUUCUCCUAGAAAAUUAGAUAUAUUUAAAGAUAAUGUACAAAAGGUAUCUAUGGGACGACAUCAUACAGCUGUUAUUACAACCAAUGGAAAAUUAUUUACUUUUGGCUGUGGAAAACAUGGUGCAUUAGGUUAUAAAAAUUAUUAUUUUUAACACACUCCUAAAGAAGUACCUUUUUUUUCUGAUAGAAAAUUAAAAGUAAUAGACGUAGUAACAGGAUAUAAUCAUACAAUAGCAGUUGUUGAAAAUGGAGAUAUAUAUUCUUGGGGAUGGAGUGGAAAUAAUUUAAGAAGUAUUUUUGGACUAAAUUAUUUGAUGUCAUUAUUUAAAGCUCCACCAAUUGGUGCAUUGGGAAGAGGAAUAACUAAUAAUAAUUAUUUACCAGAAAAGAUUUCAAAUUUGAAUGCUAAAAGUUAUUAAUAAUUAGUUUCUGGAGAUCAUUUCGUUCAUUUAGUUAAAUAAGGAGGUGAAUUAGUUAAUUGGGGUUAAGGUAUUGAUGGAUGUUUAGGAAACGGAUAUGAAUCAGCAUUAUAUACACCUGCCAUAAACGAAUAUUUCUAAAAUUUAAAAGAUGAAUAACAUAUCAAUAUUGUUAAAAUAAAAGCCGCUGCACAUCAUUCAGUUGUUUUACUUUCAGAUGGAAAUUUAUACUCUUUUGGUAAAAAUGAUUAAGGUUAAUUAGGCAUUAGAUUGAAUUUAGGACAUACUAAUGAUAAAUUAGCUGUUUCACCUACUCCAGUAAAUAAUGUUGCUUAUAAAGGUUAAAAUAUUGUAGAUUUUGAUACAGGAAAAAACACUUUAGUGAUUUUAACAGACUAAAACUAAGUCUUCUUUAGUGGACUAGAAUUAGCUUAUUAACCUAUUAAAUGGGAAAUCCCUUCAAAUGAAAAAAUUAUUAAAGUUACUGCUUCAGAAGAUUCAUUUGCAGCAUUGACUGAAAAUGGAACACUUUAUUAAUUUAAUCAAUAUUGUGAUGCCAAUGUAAGAGAAUAUGAAUAAUAUGAAUAUGCAAUUUAAAAUGAUAAAUCAUUUUAAGGAAAAAUAGUUGAUGUUGGAGGAAAUUAUGGAAUUAGAUAUGCAAUAGUUAAUUGAAAAUAAAAAUAAAAAUAUAUAUAUAAUUUUUUAGAUAUUAUAUAUAUAUAUAAUAUUUGUAAAUUUUUUUUAUAUUAAAU